CACGAGACCUUCCGGCGGAGCUGUAGUUCCCAUAGGAACCUAACUGAUGAAGGAACCAGUGCUUUAGAUCAGAUGGUAGUCUUUCAGUAAAUUCAGCAGGAUUUUUUUUUAUGGUAAAAUCUUCCAAAUCGUGUGCACUUUAUCACACGGUAGCGAUGUCCCAGUGUAUCUGGCAUGCCCGCUGUUCUGUAACAUGAGUUUGUUUAGAGAGGGAUGUCAAGUAGUUUGUUAGCAUUAACAGCUAAUCUCACAUGUAAACAGUCAUUCUGAUGAUAUUUACGAGUCGCGAUUUGGUCGCUAUUACGUUUAUAUUUCAAUCAAGUUCAGCAGUAAUGCGGCUGUGCUUUAGAGCCUGCUGGAUUUUCUAACAGGUUCAACCAGGAUAGAAAACGCCAGUCAUAUGCAUGGUAAUACCAGUCAUACCCAGUGCACAUGUAUUUCAACAUUAGGUUCUUCCAGCAGGUCAACCAUGUUCUGAUGUUCAGCCAUGCAGGACAGUGCGGAUCUCGAGGCCCAGCUAGCCUCUAAGGAACGGGAAUGGAAAGAGCUCCAGGCUUUGCGUAUUCAGCAGCUGGAGACUGCGCUGUCUGAAGCUACUAGUGAGCUUUCGAAACAGAGGGAGCGCUUCCUGCAAUUACGAGAUGAUUUCCAGUAUAACCUGCGUGUGCUGGAGGAACGGGACCAAGAGCUGGAGCGCUACGAUGCCAUGGCUGUCCGCAUGCAGUCGGAAGACAGUGCCUGGCAAACAGAGCUCAGUGAGCUGAGGAUCCAGCUUGCCAAACUACAGGAUGCCCUCAGGGAGGAAAAAAAGCAAAAAGAGGAUUUGCAGGCUCAGUAUCAGAAGAGGGGAGUGGAGCACCAGCUACAGCUGGAGAGAGUAUACAGUAUGAAGGAUAACGAAAUUCAGACACUUAGACAAGAGAAUGAGAUCCUGAGACGGGAUCUCCAGCGCAGAAUCCAGGCAUCAGAUGGGGAGUUGGCACUGCAGAAACAAGAACUGUUGGCAGACUUCGACAGCGAGAUGCGAAAACGGGAACACGAGUUCAAUCUGAGACUGGAUGAGAUGCGUAAUGUUGUGCUGGCUAAUGAGCUCAAGGUGCAGCUUUUAAACAAAGAAUUGGACGUUCACACCAAAGCUCGCAGCGAGGCUGACGAGGCACUACAGCUGUCUGAGCAACUCUGUCAACAGGCGCAGAAAGAGAUCCUACAAAGGGACUGGGAUCUUAAGAACACAUCUGCACUCAAAGACUCAAGAAUUAAAGAGCUUGAGGAAAAAGUGACCCAACUGAAGGCUAAGUGUAAAAAAGAAGAAGUCGUCCAUAACAGGAAGUAUGCAGAGUUGGAGUGCAGGGCACAGGAGAGAGAAACUGCUCUGGACGCCAUUAAGGAGGCUCAUGCAGCUGACCUGAACAAGGAGAAAAAGAAAGCCACACAGCUCCAGAUGCAGCUAGACAGCAUGGGCAUGGAGCAAAAAAGGAGAGAGACAAGACAUGAAGAUGAGAUAUCACUCAGAGAAAAACAGAUCCAGAAGCUCCGUGCCCAGCUGGAGAGAAAACAGGCUGACUGGGAUGCUUAUAUCACCCAGGUCUCUAAAGAAACAGUUGCCAAGGACACUGAACUGCUGUCUGCAGGAGACCGAGAAGCCAAAAUCAAAGCAGAUCUGCGGAAAUGUAAAGAGGAUUUGGAUAGGUAUAAGCAGCAGUUGGCCAGAGCAGUUGAGAGGGAACAGGCUUUGGAGCAGAAGUGUGUGCAGUUGGAGUUGGACUGGGAGCGUCGCUGUGAGGAAGUACGUGCUGAACACUACCUCAGAAGUGAGGAGCUCAUCCAUGGACUGACCCAAUCAAGAGAAAGGACAAAUGCUGAAUUGAAGGAGAAGGAGCGAGAACUGCAGGAAACUAUUGCCUUGCUAAGGACCAUAGAGAGGGACCGGGCCCUACAUGGACUUACCUCAAACACAAUUUCUCAGGUGGCUGGAGUGGACAGCAACAGUUUUCUUUCAGAGGAGAUACAGAGGCUCCAGCAGCAGAACAGCAACCUGCGGGAGGUGGUAACUGAGAUGAGGAAACAAAUGGAGACUAUCAGCACUGAAGUGCCCCUAACUCAAAACCCAAUGACAACUCAGCCCACUAAGACAAUACCCUCCUCCACUGCAGGAACUGCAGAAUACAACCAGGCACUAGAAAAGGAACUUCAAAACCUGAAGGCUAAAUGUAGACAUCUUGAAGAUAAAUUAGAGGAAGCCUCUAAGACUAAUCACAUUCCCACUUCUACAAGUAUGUUUCCUGUUUCCCCUGAGAAUGCCUACCUCCAAAACCACAUCAGAUCCCUCAAUGAAACUAUAGGUGGACUGCGUGCUGAAAAAGUAGCUAUCUCGGCCGCUUUAAAGAAGCAGAAAGUGAGGCUGGCCCACUUGGAAUCAAUGGUGACUCAACUCACACAGCAGUGUCACUCAAGACAAAUGGAGAAUGAAGCAUUACAAAUUGAACUGGCCAAUCUAAAAAGAGAAACAGCUGCUGAAGAGGCAAGCCUGAAGCAAAGGUUGACUGCUGCAGAGGUGCAGCUUGAGGAGGUGAAGAAAGAGGCAGAAGAGUACCAAAAAGGCAGUGUUCUUCAUAACCUGGAAACAGUUGCCCUUGGCAACCAGGUCUCUGCACUUAAACUGGACAUUGCAAGCAGGAAAGAGCCCAUCAUACUUGAACAGAGCGAGAUAGUGAAGCAGCUUCAGGAGGAGAAUCUCAGUCUGAGGCAGCAGCUACUGUUACAGGGUAAUGGCAGAGGAAAUGAUUUUGGCAAUCUCCAUCUGCUCCAAACCAAACUCAAACAGGCAGCUCGUUUGAUAUCUCGCCUGAGCCAGGACAAACAACAGCUCAUUGAGUUGGGCAACAGACUCAGGGCUCAGCUGAUAGAGUCGGGGUUGGAUGAUUUGCAACAUCCUGAAACAAGAUCCAAACCAAGCCAUUCUGAGAAAGAACUCUCUAAAGAUGAGUCCGAUGCCCAUCCACAUGAUCGUUUAUCCGCCCUGGAACAACUUCAGUACAAGCUUACUACUCAGGAAUUGCAAUAUGCACAAAGAUAUCAGAAUAAAAAAAAUCCAAUUAUAGUUCACCCCCCGUCUGUGAGUGGAAGUGGUGCCAGUGACAGCAACCCAUGGGAACUGCCAAAAAAAGUUAGAGUCCCGCAUUCAGUCAGUAAAGAGAACACUCCCCCUGUUCAGUCGCAGUCUAAGGGCCCAGUGCUUCAGGCCAGCUCUCCCCCUACCCUGCUGUCCUCUGUGGGUACUGAUGAGUCUCUGCAGGAUGUGUGGAAGUUGUUGGAGCAUGGUUUAAGUUCGACAGUGCUCACUUCUAGUAACACUGAGGACCAAGAUGCGGUUCCUGUAUCACCCAGAGCCAAUGAGCACAGCAGUACCACACAUCCUAAAUUACCAGUUAGAGUUCAGGGCUUGAAAGCAGCGAUCCAGGAAGGAAAGACACAAGCCAGAACAAUAUCUGAACCUGGUAAAAAGGCAAGGCCUGCUGGUAAAGCGGUCAAGAUUCGAAAUUACAACAUCAAAGACUGAAACUAUACAGGUACAAAAUGUUAUGUCUUUAGUGCCAUUUGGCAGACACCCUUAUCCAGUGCGACUUACAAUAUACUUUUAUGCCCCCAUUAAUAAGGUAUAAAAUUUUUAAUUGUAAUAGCACUAAUGUAAAAUUACUAUACAACAAAACUGAUUGAUAUUUUGCCUUAACAUGGACUAUGCUAAGUUUGAUAGGAAGCAAGUAUUUCCUUGUUUUAAAUAAUGUAUUUUGAUACUAAGCUCUGUCAAAUAUAUUAAAUCAGUUGCCUUAUCUCUAAAUGAGGUUUUAGCAUAUGCACAAUUUGUAAAUGUAUAUAACAAAUAACGCUUUGUUUUUGUGUUACUGAAAUGCAUUGGUAAUAAAAGAAUUUAUACUCAGUAA
Molecule: messenger RNA, 3941 nt
Organism: Silurus meridionalis
Lineage: Eukaryota; Metazoa; Chordata; Actinopteri; Siluriformes; Siluridae
Gene: ccdc57
Product: coiled-coil domain containing 57
Exons: 20
Coding region: 488-3559 (1023 amino acids)
Source: RefSeq, a predicted model, not a curated record